This is a messenger RNA of Wallemia mellicola CBS 633.66, 3894 nucleotides long. RefSeq names its product Nop14-like protein. Gene Ontology annotation, biological process: maturation of SSU-rRNA. The record is from RefSeq and is a predicted model, not a curated record. Gene Ontology annotation, cellular component: Noc4p-Nop14p complex; nucleolus; small-subunit processome. The transcript is spliced from 4 exons. NCBI's taxonomy places the organism in Eukaryota, Fungi, Basidiomycota, Wallemiomycetes, Wallemiales, Wallemiaceae. The coding region runs from base 1127 to 3850 and encodes 907 amino acids.
AACUUAUACGACGAUGUCAGACGAGGAAUUGAUGGAUGAUUUGUUCGGUGGUGCAGAGGAAGAUAUAGAGAAGAAAAGUCAACAAACGGACGAUAAUGACGAUAACGACGAUAAUCUAUCAGAGAGACGUGCAUUGGAGUACAAUGAGGAGGAUAUGCCUACAGAAGGUGUCAUACUUGAGCAGGUUAGAACUGCUACGAUGGAUAUCAACAAUCUACCACCAAUACGAUCCGUAGAUAAGAACUGGCUGGCGAAAAUACCUAACUUUUUAAACAUACAAUCUGCUGGCUUUGAUAGGAAUACAUUCGAGGAUGACGAUAAGAAUUUACCUGAUAACGCAAACAGUUUGAACACUAUCAGGUGGAGGUGGCAUCAGGACAACAGCGGUCAGACUAUAGCUCAGUCUAAUAGCAGAGUUAUCAAAUGGUCAGAUGGUAGUCUCAGUCUACAGGUCGGUUCUGAAAUCUACGACAUGAACACAAACGAGGAUGUCAAAACGGUAUCCUCUUCUGAGCCAAACAACCCACGUCAGUACGCUUAUACGAAUCACGAGAAGAGUGAGGUCGUUAUGGGCGAUACUGUCAUCAAUGGUCAACUCAACUUUGUUCCACCAAGUUUAACCUCAAAUGUACAUAAAAAGUACGCCUCAACAGUCAACGAUAAGCACUUUAAAGCUGCUAGACUUAAGAUGGUGGAUAAAGAAACUGAAGCAAAGGAUCCAGAGAAGGAGCUGUUGAAGAAGAUGGAGGACGACAAGAAGGUAGCCCGUCAGAGAGCCAAGCAAGAGAGGGUAACUGCAAAGAAAGAAGCCGUCGCUAAUGGCACGAACCUCGACUGGAGUUCUGACGAUGAAGAUUUGGCGAGAACGACAUCAAGACGUAUCGGCGCGAGAGGAUACGAGAAGGAGCCAGACGAUGGAUUCGUGGUAGACGACGAAGACGACGACAAGAUGGAGGGAAUAAACGACGACGAAGAAGAAGAGGAAGAAGACGGCUCAGUUGAUAGUUUGGAAGACGCAGAGAAUAGAAUAGAAGAGCAGAAGACUAAUAAAGUGUAUAAGAAGCGUAUUGAAUCUGACGAUGACGAAUAAUUGUUUUGUAUAAUCCAUUCUUCUUUCUAUACGACGAUGCCAUCCCAGCUCAAGCAGCUCAAGCAGACUGUGAACAACGCAGGAAUAAAAAAGAAUAAGAGAAAGUUUGAAGGCAACUCGCAGGAUAAAGAUAAGAGAAAGAAGAUCUCUGAGGAGAUACACACAAAAUUUAACCCAUUCGAUACCCAAGUACAGCGCCUGAAGCACAACGUUGGAGGGCGUAAGGUCAUUGGUAGCAUCGGUGCACCAGCGAAGGCUAAGCAAGCAGGUAUCAACCAGAGAAAGGAAGCUCUACUUCCGGCACUAGAGAAUAGAAAUAAAUCAUCAAAGUUCAAGGACAGACGUUUCGGUGAACAGGACCCUACACUUGAUGAGGAGGAGAGAAUGCUAGAGAGGUACCAGGCGGAGAAAGCUAACAGCGGGAAACGCAGUCGUAACAACGCAGAUUUCAACUUGGAGGAUAACGACGAGUUGACGCAUUACGGUCAAUCUUUGGCUUUGGAUGAUGACUUCGCAAACGCUGGGUUGGGCGAUAACGACGACGACGACGCUGGUACUCGCUUUGACGCUUUCGGUGGCUUCAACGAUGACGAAGAAGAAGAGCCAAUCGAUUACGACCACCCAGAUGCUCCUCCUCGCCGUAAAACCAAGGCUGAAGUCAUGGAGGAACUCAUUACGAAAUCCAAACAACACAAAAUGGAAAGACAGCAACAGCGUGAAGACGACGAUGCUCUUAGGGAGGAAGUUGAUGCAGAUUUGGAUGAGAUCAAGGGCAUGCUUUUCGACGCACCAGCUUUAGAUGUCAAAAAGGAAGAUGAGAAGGCUCAAGCGAAAAAGUCAGACGACAAUAGCAACUACAAAGGCGAUAAGUCUGGUAACGAGAACUACGAUCAGUUCGUUAGACAGCUCGCCUUUGAUAAGAGAGCAAAACCAACAGAUAGGCUCAAGACAGAAGCUGAAGUGGCUUUCGAUGCCAAAGAAGAACUCGAGAGAAAGGAAAGAGCUAGAGUACUCAGAAUGAGGGGCGAAGAUGACCAGCAGGUCAUCAAUCCUUCAGGUGGUUACGCUGCUAGAAGGCAGCGUGCACGCGAAGAAGAGGAGGCUGAGAAAGAGGAAGACGACGACGAAGAUGAUGAGCAGAUGGAGGAUGCUGAGACUUACGGUAUCGGUAAGGGUCUUGAUGGGGGUGAUAGCGAAGAGGGUGAUGAAGACGAGGAAGAAGACGAGGAAGAAGAAGACGAUGAUGACGACGACGAUGAUGGCGAUGACGAUGAUGACGAUGAAGAAAGCAUUGCCGAAUCAAAUGAAGGCGAACUGGGUGAUGUUGCAGAAACAGACAGCGCUCCAAUAAAGAAUCUCGUUGAUAGCAAUAAGAAGAAAUCAAAGAAGUCAUCAGAAAAAGCUACAGCGUCAGACAGUUCUUCUCUGCCUUACACCUUCGCCUGUCCAACCAACCAUGACGACUUUAUGGAUAUCAUCGAGUCAUACAAUGUAGAGCAAUCGGAAGUCCCAGUCGUUAUCGAGAGAAUACGCACGAUUUACCAUCCAGAAUUGGGAGAAGACAACAAAGCCAAGUUAUCUCUCUUCAACGGUGUUCUCAUUGACCAUCUGAUUUACACCGCUUCAUCUAGUGCCAACAUGGAGUUAAUGGGUAUUCUUUCAAAGAAUAUCGUACAACUCACAAACCUCCUUCCAAUACCAUCAGCUGAGACUUUCAAAGAGAAAUUGCAACUUUUGCAGCGCAACUUCAACAAAGGUCUUUCAUCAGGUUCCACGAGCGAAAAAAGUAAAACCUGGCCAGGUAUUCCUGAAUUGAGUUUACUUAGACUUAUCGGCGUUGUUUGGUCUACCUCUGAUUUCAGUCAUCCAGUCGCAUCAGCUGCUCAGUUGCUUAUUGGUCAAUAUCUUUCACAAGCUCGUAUUAGAAAUGGCAGUGACAUAAUCAAAGGAUUAGUUCUCUGUGGUAUUUCAUUGCAAUAUGAGAAUUAUUCAAAGAGAUUCAUACCAGAGGUUGUAAACUUCCUCGUUAAUUCAGUUCUCAUUCUUGGCGGUGUUUCCAAGAAGGCCGUACCGGGUCAACAUCCAGUACCUGAUGUUGGACGUUUGCCUCAGUUGGCUCUCACGAAGAAUGAUAAGGAGCAGCCCCGUGCUUCUAUCCCAUUGAAGGACUUCCUAGAUGAGAGUAGCAGCAACUCGCUCCAAAGUAGGGUUGAUAUCUUGGACAAAACACUUUCAAUAUCCCGUGAAGCAGCUCAAAUGUGGGGAUCAUUGGAUGGUUUCAUCGAAGCCUUCCAGCCUUUAGUUGAGGGUUUGGAUGUUGUGUCAAAGAAGGAUGUAUGUGGCGGUAAAUUGAAGAGCCAUUUGGAAAAGACAUCACAACAGAUAAGAAAUCAGGUCAAGUUUGCUAAACAGGCUCGCAGACCAUUAAGAAUGCAACAACACAAGCAAAUUGCUAUCAGCUCACUCAUACCUAAGUUCGAGGAGAACUACAAUGCGGAUAAGAGGUACGAUCCUGAUAGAGAAAGAGCAGCGAGCUCGAAACUCAAGGCAGAAGUCAAGGCAGAACGUAAAGGAGCACUUAGAGAUUUGCGCAAAGAUGCUAAAUUCAUUGCGGCACACAAGCAACAGAAACGUAUUGAGGAACUCGGCAAAUACGAGGACACAAUGCGUAAGAAGGUCGACAGGAUUGGUGAUGAGCGCUACGAAGAGAAGACGCACCAGAAAGCGAAAGCGAAGGCCAAGAAGAUGGCUGGAAAAUAGAUUUAAUUUAUAUAUUCACCUAUUUAUAUGCAUAUAUUGGAGUA